AUGUCAGCCGUGAGAGAGCUGUCUGGAGGCACAAAUAUUCUUUACGAGGUGUUGUGGCUUAUGGAGGAGGGAAGAGGAGGAAAAGUGGCUGCCACCACAGACAAGCCACUACCUCAGAGUGCCCCGGGAGGCAUCAUCGGGAUCGUGGGAGGCAUCAUCGCCGCCGUCUUCAUCAUCGGCGUGGCCGUCACCGUCAUCAUCGUCUACCGGCGGCAGCAGAAGAGCCGCUCCGACACGGACAACGACCUGAUUGACCUCCCUCCAUCCCACAAACCUGCCCCUCCACCAAAGAGGAAACAGGACAUGAAAAGCCACCUGACUCCAGAAGACAUCCAGGUUGUUCACUUGGACAACAUGAAACACGAGGAGGAGAUCCAGAAGUUCCCUCUGCAGACUCCCUACUAUGACAUGGCAGCCCCCGAGCCCUCUCCCUACAGUGACAAACUGAGCCCUGCCAACAAGGACUGUGAUGUCCAGUAUGCAGAGCUGGACACGUCGGCUCUGGCCGCGUCACCCAGCCCUCGGAGCUCCAUCCAUGCUGGCGGAGACCUAGUCGAAAUGAGGAUCAAGGUCUUCGUAGACGUAACGAGCGAGAGUGGACAAACUUUGGAAAGUGUCACUCAGAGAUAUCGAAUGCGAGUGAUUACCUGACCCGCUGUUACUCACAUGAAGAUCGAUAUCUGGAGAAGAUCCCUCAUGUCUAUGCCCCCUUGUCAGACCUCCCACAAGAUCUUUAUCCUCACCAUUCCGACAUCUCCUUCUGCUGCCCACCUCCCGGCUCCCGGGCUCCUUACAUC
Molecule: messenger RNA, 797 nt
Organism: Passer domesticus (house sparrow)
Lineage: Eukaryota; Metazoa; Chordata; Aves; Passeriformes; Passeridae
Exons: 7
Coding region: 1-651 (216 amino acids)
Source: RefSeq, a predicted model, not a curated record